Condylura cristata (star-nosed mole) is the source of this 3316-nucleotide messenger RNA. RefSeq names its product solute carrier family 6 (neurotransmitter transporter), member 6 (gene SLC6A6). Gene Ontology annotation, molecular function: taurine:sodium symporter activity. NCBI's taxonomy places the organism in Eukaryota, Metazoa, Chordata, Mammalia, Eulipotyphla, Talpidae. The transcript has 14 exons. The coding region runs from base 50 to 1918 and encodes 622 amino acids. The record is from RefSeq and is a predicted model, not a curated record. Gene Ontology annotation, cellular component: plasma membrane. Gene Ontology annotation, biological process: neurotransmitter transport; sodium ion transmembrane transport; taurine transmembrane transport.
CAGAACAACCGCCGUUGCUGAGGAAGCCCCAAAAAAGAGCCCGGAGGAGAUGGCCACCAAAGAGAAGCUGCAGUGUCUGAAAGACUUCCACAAGGACAUCUUGAAGCCGUCCCCUGGGAAGAGCCCCGGCACCCGGCCGGAGGACGAGGCGGAGGGCAAGCCCCCGCAGCGGGAGAAGUGGGCCAGCAAGAUCGACUUUGUGCUCUCCGUGGCUGGCGGCUUUGUGGGCUUGGGCAACGUCUGGCGUUUCCCGUACCUCUGCUACAAGAACGGUGGAGGUGCAUUUCUCAUACCGUAUUUUAUUUUCCUGUUUGGGGGCGGCCUGCCUGUGUUUUUCCUGGAGGUAAUCAUAGGCCAGUACACCUCGGAAGGGGGCAUCACCUGCUGGGAAAAGAUCUGCCCCUUGUUCUCGGGCAUCGGCUACGCCUCCAUUGUGAUUGUGUCGCUCCUGAAUGUCUACUACAUCAUCAUCCUGGCCUGGGCCACAUACUACCUGUUCCAGUCCUUCCAGUCCGAGCUGCCCUGGGCACACUGCAACCACAGCUGGAACACCCCCCACUGUAUGGAGGACACCAUGCGCAGCAACCGGAGCCAGUGGGUCAGCUUCAGCGCCAGCAACUUCACCUCCCCUGUCACCGAGUUUUGGGAGCGCAAUGUCCUCAGCCUGUCCUCCGGCAUCGAUGCCCCCGGCUCUCUGAAGUGGGACCUUGCCCUCUGCCUCCUCUUCGUCUGGCUGAUCUGUUUCUUCUGCAUCUGGAAGGGCGUCAGGUCCACGGGGAAGGUUGUGUACUUCACCGCCACCUUCCCGUUCGCUAUGCUCCUGGUGUUGCUGGUGCGUGGACUGACGCUGCCCGGUGCCGGUGCAGGCAUCAAGUUCUAUCUGUACCCCGACAUCACCCGCCUCGAGGACCCACAGGUUUGGAUUGAUGCGGGGACCCAAAUCUUCUUCUCCUAUGCCAUCUGCCUGGGAGCCAUGACCUCGCUGGGGAGCUACAACAAGUACAAGUACAACUCGUACAGGGACUGUUUGCUGCUGGGAUGCCUGAACAGUGGUACCAGUUUUGUGUCUGGCUUCGCAAUUUUUUCCAUCCUGGGCUUCAUGGCACAAGAGCAAGGGGUGGACAUUGCUGAUGUGGCUGAGUCAGGGCCCGGCCUGGCCUUCAUUGCCUACCCAAAAGCUGUGACGAUGAUGCCUCUGCCCACGUUUUGGUCCAUUCUUUUUUUUAUCAUGCUUCUCUUGCUUGGACUGGAUAGCCAGUUUGUUGAAGUCGAAGGACAGAUCACGUCCUUGGUUGAUCUUUACCCAUCCUUCCUAAGGAAGGGUUUCCGUCGGGAAAUCUUCAUCGCCUUCAUGUGUAGCAUCAGCUACCUGCUGGGGCUGACGAUGGUGACGGAGGGUGGCAUGUAUGUGUUUCAACUCUUUGACUACUAUGCAGCUAGCGGUGUAUGCCUUUUGUGGGUUGCAUUCUUUGAAUGUUUUGUUAUUGCCUGGAUAUAUGGCAGUGAUAACUUUUAUGACGGUAUUGAGGACAUGAUCGGCUACCGGCCCGGGCCCUGGAUGAAGUACAGCUGGGCUGUGGUCACUCCAAUUCUCUGCGUUGGAUGUUUUAUCUUCUCUCUCGUCAAGUACAUCCCCCUGACCUAUAACAAAGUCUACGUGUACCCCAACUGGGCCAUUGGGCUGGGCUGGACCCUCGCCCUGACCUCCAUGAUGUGCGUGCCCCUGGUCAUGAUUGUCCGCCUCUGCCAGACGGAAGGACCGUUCCUCGUGAGAGUCAAGUACCUGCUGACGCCCAGGGAGCCCAACCGCUGGGCCGUGGAGCGCGAGGGGGCUGCGCCCUACAGCUCCUGCCUGUCCGUGAACAUGAACGGGGCGCUCAUGAAGCCGACGCACAUCAUAGUGGAGACCAUGAUGUGAGGGCUCGCGGCCCACAGGGCUGCUUCCCUGCUGUUUACUAACAUUAGAUUCUCGUAGGACCAGGUUUACAGAGCUUUAUAUUUGCACUAGGAUUUUUUUUAACUGUCACAGACAACGUUACUGUGUGCGUGUGUGCGUGUGUGCAGUGCUGUGUGCAUGUGUGUACCGUUUUGAUUUGGGGGGAUGUUUUGUACAAAAAGAAACCCCCGGGCAGAUGUCCGGGGAGAGGCAGAGCUUUCAUACUGAAUUAGAUGUAUUUUAUGGGAACUUGGUAAAUUUUUCUUUGUCUUUUUUUUUUUUUUUUUUUUACAUAUGACUAUAUAUACGCUUAGAGAUUGUCGUACACUUUUUCCACUUGAAUUGAUCUUUCCAGCAAUAGAUCUCGUUUUCAAACGCAAUCCUUCGGUGCUUGUGCGGCUGGCAGAAAGUUCUUCCCCACAAAACACCGGGUGGAACUUUCCUGGGACAGCAGACCCAUUUUAAAGGUGAGGUACCUUCCGAAGCCUGGUUCAGGUGGAUGGCAAGCAGCAGGGAGAGGACCCAGGGGCCUGGGGCAAGCAGGGCCGUGGGAGGCCCUCUCUGCGCUGGUCUUAGCUGCCAAAGCGGUGAGCCGGCCAGGGGCUGGCUUGGCCCGGCCCAUGACGCUCACUCGGUUCUGAGCAGCAGACACCACUGCACGGGAGCCCCCACCCUUUGAGAUCGAGGGCAGGUCGUUAGCUGGACUGUCGGGACUGAGAGGGCAGUGAGGGUCAGGAGCACUGGUAGCUGGCCAUGGGGUUUGCAGGCCUCGCGGGGUGCUGCUCGGCCCAAAUCCAGGUCCCUCGCGCAUCUGGCACAGGGGCUGUUUGGGGGUUCCAACCUCAGAGGGCUCUGUUGGAUCUGAGUGGGGUCGUGGCCACCUGCUGUCCGCGCCACCAGCCUCUCCAUGCUGCUGCGGGAGGGGAGUGUCACACUUGUGGGGCCCAGGGCUGAGCAGCGGGCCAGAGGGUGCCUCGAGGGCGGCUUUCCUUUCCUCUCUCUCCGUCCUCACCCAGAGCCCUGCGGGAGGUCACAGGGUCGCCCCAGCCCCCGGCGGGGAGUGCCCAGGUGAAGGGUCAAACCCCUGCAUUAGCUGGGGUCAGAUAUUCAGUAUGUGGCACGGCGGGAGGAGGUAAUGCACCACUUUCUAGAAGGUGGGAUUGAUGAGUCACCCCAAGAGCCCUACGUAGAGCAGUGAUCCUCUCUGAACCGGGAGAAGGUGCCCCACCUUUAAAAUCUUGAGGACUAUCGUCACACCCCCAGCUCCCACUUGGACCUAAACUGUGCCAUAAACAGUCACUUACAGUUCAGAGUCUGAACUAAACCAAACGUUGUCACACACAAAAGGCAGUGACUGCCUGGGGGGGGGGCCCCCCGAAA